Messenger RNA from Closterium sp. NIES-65, 1449 nucleotides. NCBI's taxonomy places the organism in Eukaryota, Viridiplantae, Streptophyta, Zygnematophyceae, Desmidiales, Closteriaceae. The record is from the annotation of a GenBank genome assembly.
AUGGAAUCUGAGAAAGGGGGAUGGAAUCAGGGAGAAGGGGAUGGAAUCUGGGAGAAGGGGAUGGAAUCUGGGAGAAGGGGAUGGAAUCUGGAGAAGGGGAUGAAAUCUGGGAGAAGGGGAUGGAAUCAGGGAGAAGGGGAUGGAAUCUGGAAGAAGGGGAUGGAAUCUGGGAGAAGGGGAUGGAAUCUGGGAGAAGGGAUGGAAUCUGGGAGAAGGGGAUGGAAUGAGGGAGAAGGGGAUGGAAUCUGGGAGAAGGGAUGGAAUCUGGGAGAAGGGGAUGGAAUCUGGGAGAAGGGGAUGGAAUCUGGGAGAAGGGGAUGGAAUCUGGGAGAAGGGGAUGGAAUCUGGGAGAAGGAGAAGGGGAUGGAAUCUGGGAGAAGGGGAUGGAAUCUGGGAGAAGGGGAUGGAAUCUGGGAGAAGGGGAUGGAAUCUGAGAGAAGGGGAUGGAAUCUGGGAGAAGGGGAUGGAAUCUGGGAGAAGGGGAUGGAAUCUGGGAGAAGGGAUGGAAUCUGGGAGAAGGGGAUGGAAUCUGGGAGAAGGGGAUGGAAUCUUGGAGAAGGGGAUGGAAUGAGGGAGAAGGGGAUGGAAUCUGGGAGAAGGGGAUGGAAUCAGGGAGAAGGGGAUGGAAUCAGAAGAAGGGGAUGGAAUCUGGGAGAAGGGGAUGGAAUCUGGGAGAAGGGGAUGGAAUCUGGGAGAAGGGGAUGGGAUCUGGGAGAAGGGGAUGGAAUCUGGGAGAAGGGAUGGAAUCUGGGAGAAGGGGAUGGAAUCGGGGAGAAGGGGAUGGAAUCUGGGAGAAGGGGAUGGAAUCUGGGAGAAGGGGAAUGGAAUCUGGGAAAAGGGGAUGGAACUUGGGAGAAGGGGAUGGAAUCUGGGAGAAGGGGAUGGAAUUUGGGAGAAGGGGAUGGAAUCUGGGAGAGGGGAUGGAAUCUGGGAGAAGGGGAUGGGAUCUGGGAGAAGGGGAUGGAAUCUGGGAGAAGGGGAUGGAAUAUGGAGAAGGGGAUGGAAUCGGGAGAAGGAGAUGGAAUCUGGGAGAAGGGGAUGGAAUCGGAGAAGGGGAUGGAAUCGGGGAGAGGGAAGGGGAUGGAAUCUGGGAGAAGGGGAUGGAAUCUGGGAGAAGGGGAUGGAAUCUGGAGAAGGGGAUGGAAUCUGGGAGAAGGGGAUGGAAUCUGGGAGAAGGGGGGGGGGGGGGGGGGAGAAGGGAUGGAAUCUGGAGAAGGGGAUGGAAUCUGGGAGAAGGGGAUGGAAUCUGGGAGAAGGGGAUGGAAUUGGGAGAAGGGGAUGGAAUCUGGGAGAAGGGGAUGGAAUCUGGGAGAAGGGGAUGGAAUCUUGGGGAAGGGGAUGGAAUCUGGGAGAAGGGGAUGGAAUCUGGGAGAAGGGGAUGGAAUGAGGGAGAAGGGGAUGGAAUCUGGGAGAAGGGGAUGGAAUAUGGGAGAAGGGGAUGGAAUCUAG